GGGGCGCCGAUAGGAUGUGACGCACAUUCCGAGGAAUUUCUGCGGCAGCUAUAAAACACCUGAAGCGCUUAGUAGAUCUACACUGGUGAAGUUAACAUGGGCACUGAGUCAGAAAAUAACGGCGUCCUUAAAGAGGGAUUUUUAGUGAAAAAGGGACAUGUUGUUCAAAACUGGAAAGUUCGUUGGUUUGUACUUAAAUCGGACAAACUUAUGUAUUAUAAAUAUGAAGGCGGCAAACGGGAUUCCUGUCAUCGAGGGACGAUACCGUUGAGCAACUGCAAAAUCAUCUGUCCUUACCUGGAGUACGAAAACAGACCGUUGGUGCUGAAGCUGCAGACCAACACUUCAGAGGAGCAUUUUCUGGAGGCUUGCAUGAGGGAGGAACGUGACGAAUGGGCUGCAGCGAUUGGUGCAGCAGUACAGAAGCUUAACCCACAUGAUGCACAGACCCCCUCCCCGUCACAAAUGAAAGGUUCUACGUCACUCCAACUUCACAAUGUCAACCUCAGUCAGGUGGUGGACUCCAUGUAUGAUGUGCACAGUGGUAUCCGGCUAUGCAGUCAUGUUGAGCAGGGCAGCUCUUACACCAACUGUUUCUCAGGCUCAGCAGUGGUGGAUUGGCUUGUGUUUAAUAAGUUGACUUUGACCCGUGCGGAGGCAGUAACGUUAGCCUCUGCACUGCUGGAUGAGACCUCCCUGCGGCCCAUCGGGGUCAGGAGCGCAGACGCUCUCCGUAACGCUGCUCUAGGAGAACAGUUCCUCGAUGACUCCACUGCACUCUACUGCUUUUCCCAAAGCUUCCAGAAGCGAGGCAGUGUGAAAGCAGAAAAGUCUCGGUCUGCGGUAGAGCUGAGUGGAAAGGUGGUGAAGAGAGGUUACCUGCUCAAACAGGGGCACAAGGUGAAGAACUGGAAGGUGAGAUUGUUUGUUCUGAGGGCAGAGCCUUGUUUCCUGCACUACUAUGACCCCAGCAAGGAUGACAUCACUCCAGUUGGCGGUAUAUCUCUGCGUGGCUGUCUGGUGUCUGCCCUCGAUGAUAACGGUGUACCGUCAGGUGUUAAAGGUAAAGUGCAGGGGAACCUCUUUAAAAUCAUCACUCAGACGGAGACACACUAUUACAUGCAGGCUCCAACACACGAGGAGAGGAUGGACUGGAUCCAAGCUAUUAGAAAAGUGACUUAAUUAUGCUACACACUUUGGGUUAGUUCACCCAAAAAUGAAAUUUCUGUCAUUAAUUACUCACCCUCAUGUCGUUCCAAACCAAGACCUUAGUUUGUCUUCGGAACACAAAUUAAGAUAUUUUUGAUGAAAUACGAGGGUAUCUGAUCCACACAUAGGCAGCAAUAACAUUGCACCUUUUGAGGUCCAGAAAGGUACUAAAGACAUUGUUGAAACCGUCGACGUGACUGCAGUGGAUCAACCUUAAUAUUAUGAAGCGACGAGAAUACUUUUUGUGCAAAAAAACAAAACAAAAAUAACAUCUUUAUUCAACAAAUUCAUCUGUCCCCUGUCAUACUGCUAUGCUAUUUUCGUUGCAGAACUUCAGUGUUUAUGUCCGAACGCGGGAUCAGCUUUAUUGUUAACAUUGUUAGUAUCAGUAUUGUUAACUAAUUAUACAUUUUUUAUGUUGGUUAUGUGCAAACAAAAUAAAAUAUAAUGUGUUGUACAGCUGAUAAAAAAAUAAAUAUUAUUAUAAAAUAUAUAUUAAAUAAUAAUAAUAAUACACAUGGGGCCAGCAUGAGGCCUCAUUCUAGUUAGCACAUAGAAUAUUUUAAUAUAAUUCUGAUUUUCCAAAAGUUCAGUCUGUAUUUUGUGCAUGAGUUUGUUUGAUAUAUUGUAAGGUGGUAAAGCUUAUACAUUCAGUGAAUGUACUAUGAAAGCAUGAUGAUGAUCAGUGUGAAUGUUUUUUAUGUCAAAUUUUGCAAAAUAAAUGUUUAUUUUACUUUGA
Ctenopharyngodon idella (grass carp) is the source of this 1948-nucleotide messenger RNA. It is a transcript of the gene plek2, whose product is annotated as pleckstrin 2. The record is from RefSeq and is a predicted model, not a curated record. The coding region runs from base 97 to 1182 and encodes 361 amino acids. Gene Ontology annotation, cellular component: plasma membrane. Gene Ontology annotation, biological process: intracellular signal transduction; actin cytoskeleton organization. The transcript has 9 exons. NCBI's taxonomy places the organism in Eukaryota, Metazoa, Chordata, Actinopteri, Cypriniformes, Xenocyprididae.